Zychaea mexicana is the source of this 2149-nucleotide messenger RNA. RefSeq lists its product as uncharacterized. Bases 24 to 1835 code for a protein of 603 amino acids. NCBI's taxonomy places the organism in Eukaryota, Fungi, Mucoromycota, Mucoromycetes, Mucorales, Lichtheimiaceae. The record is from RefSeq and is a predicted model, not a curated record. Gene Ontology annotation, cellular component: SCF ubiquitin ligase complex. The transcript is spliced from 2 exons. Gene Ontology annotation, biological process: SCF-dependent proteasomal ubiquitin-dependent protein catabolic process.
CUUCAAUACGCGUCAGAACCAAAAUGCCUGAUAUUUUCGAUCGUUUAAACUAUGAACUCAUUUCUGCCAUUGUAGAACUCGUUAGCCAACGCGAUUGCCUUGAAGCAAUGCACGUAUCUCGCAACUGGUUUCACUUGUUGCCAAGCCAUGCCACUGCUCUAUGGACCAGUAUCGAUUUAUGCACGCCAUAUGGUUUGACCAUGGAUGAGCGUCUGUUACGGUGCCUCGGACCACACGUACAACAAGCAUCUUUGCAUUACAGCGAUCUCAGUGCAGUUCUUCAAAUAUUUCAGGAGCGUCAAGUUGAGAUACAGUGCCUUAAUCUUUAUCUAGACAGAGAUGUCUAUGAUGACUCUGAAAAAAAUACUUGCGUCUUAGAUAUACUGAAGACAUCCGCAAGCUUGAGACGCGUGAAAGAGCUCUCAAUUAUUAGUGAUCAAUGCGACAUAGCGCUGUUGGAUCUUGCUCGUGCCUGCCCCGAGCAACUCACUCAUCUAACAGUGCGUUUCUCUUGUGAUACCAUAUCGUUACGUCAAAAUACCGCUACGAAAGAGGUAACAGGAGCAGCAGCAGCAUCAUUGGCAGCUAUAAACGACCAAGCGCUAUUACCACAUCUCGUUUACCUCCAUUUGGACGCGCGUUUCGAAUUCCACGUACUCGAGCCUUUGCUUCAGCAAUGCCCACAUCUUCGCAUUCUACAGAUUUCACUAAAUGCCACUGACAGCUGUUUUAGCAGUGUUCCAGCUAUAACAGACGAGGCGUCUAUUCUUGGUGACGUUUUCGACUUUACUCGCGUAUUACAACAUUGCCCGCAUGUACACGCAAUCGAUUGCAACUAUGCUGGGCUCUGUACGUGGACUAGCAUUCCAGACCUUACGCGUAAUGCACAGUAUGGGUUGGAAACUUUACGCGUCGCCUACAAUACAUCCAAUAAUCACCCGAACGUAAUCAUGGCCGCAUUGCAAGCGUCGAUGGACACCCUCAAGGUGUUACAUAUUGAUCAAGAAAAACCAGAUGAUAAAUCCGAUUAUGUUUGGCUGUGGCCGGAUCGGUUGCUUGAAUCUGACACUAAUGUCGAAGAUUGGACACCGUUAGCGCAAAUUAAACUGUCGAGGCUACGAGAGUUAUCUACAACCGUCCUCACCAACAACUUUGGCAGAAACGUGAUCGGCUUCCUUCGUCAUCACUCGCACACACUAGAGAAGGUGGCUUUAACAAUCAAUUCAACAAAAUUGACCGAAGAACUGGUAUAUGCGAUACACGGAAUCGCGAGCCUCAGCCGAUUAUCACUGACUGUGGAUUGGGUCACUAAAGAACUGGAAGAAGAUUACCCAUUCUAUACUCCUCCUGUUACAACAACGGUGCCGAACAACUUUAUUCUUUUAGUGAACCGACCUCGAGUUCUCCAUGAUAUCUACCUUGAUUACAUCGCUUUGUCUGACCCGCUAUUACACCUCUUGGCAAGCAGUCAGUCAUUACGAACCAUCGUACUCAUGGCAAAUGGCACUGACUACCAAAAACCCGCAUCCACUGUCACUGCGAAGGGCCUGAGUACCUUUGCAUACAUUCUACAAUCGAAUUCUACUCUCAAAUCCUUGACGCUCGAAUAUUUCGCACCGUUGGAUGACAACAUAUUGGAAGCUUUGGGUCGGAUCGAAUCUUUGGAAAAGCUCAAAGUGACAAAUUGCCCUCAUAUCACUGAUGAUGGAUUACGACGGUUUGCAGAUACAGUGGGUGGCAGGGGGUGUUACUAUAAUUUCAUACAAUAUGGUUGUUCACAAGUCACCCGGGAAGGAAACGCGUAUGCAGAAAACGAAAUUAGGAGCAGAAUAUAAAUGGUAGCGUCAACAAGUUGGCUUUACAACUUCGACGCCGUAUUGUUAAUAUCUCUUUAUUGAGAACAAGAAAGCUAGUACAUAGCGCUUUGCUAUAUACUGCUUAGCGGCUAUUUUGCUACUGGUUUUUUUUUGUGGGGAAGUUCCUGGUCGGGAUUCAUUUUUAUUAAAGUGUACAAUUAUAAAGAACUGCCAAUAACGUUACAAAUAUCAUAAUGUAGUGAGUACAAGGGAUUGUGGCACACUGAUGAUAUAACUACGAACACCCAAUCACUAGCGAGGACUAUGCAGAAGUUGUCAUAGGAAUUACCGAG